Messenger RNA from Phytophthora infestans T30-4, 578 nucleotides. RefSeq lists its product as uncharacterized. The coding region runs from base 311 to 448 and encodes 45 amino acids. The record is from RefSeq and is a predicted model, not a curated record. Lineage: Eukaryota; Oomycota; Peronosporomycetes; Peronosporales; Peronosporaceae. The transcript has a single exon.
CGAUGUGUUCGGCAUUCCACUAUCCGUUCGUCACUAUCGACAGGAAAAGCAGUUCAAACGUAUGGGGUGCUCUGCACGCCUUGGCCACUCCGCUUGAGACCAAGGACAGCGACGCUACACUCGUGUGUAUUUGGUGGGCUCAAAAACUAGCCUGUAAUCCCUGCGCUGCGCCCAUGGCGCGGGAGCGCGCGUCAUCGCUUCCGUCACAGCCCAAACGCCUAGGAUCUCAUGUACACACUCCACCCUAAUAUCCCGUUCGGCCAAGCAGAUGCAUCGAAGCGAUUAAAGAAGACAGCCACCAGCCUUAACGAUGUCACUAUCGAGGCGAGGAUGCGAGAAAGUCCGCUCCCAAAGUGAGCGAAGGUCGGCCAAAGAGCACCGCGGUACCCUCCAGAAGAUGUGGGAGCCGACGCAGCAGGGGAUCGACGAGUAUAUGCCCACUGGCUAGUCUCAGCUGGACUACCGCUCAACAAGAUAGCGACAGAAGACUUAGCCCUGCUCAUUCAGCGGCUCAUGCCCUGUCUGUUCCGACAUUUCGGGAUUUGUUGGAUAAUAUAUUUGACGAAUUCUGCCAAUGA